Rotaria sp. Silwood1 is the source of this 282-nucleotide messenger RNA. The record is from the annotation of a GenBank genome assembly. NCBI's taxonomy places the organism in Eukaryota, Metazoa, Rotifera, Eurotatoria, Philodinida, Philodinidae.
AUGGUCUGGUUAGGUGCAUGUGCAGAAGGCUUGACAGUGCCGGUAAUUUUCGAAGAUGGGACGAUGGAUGCUCAAAAAUACAUCAAGGAAGUUCUUCCAAUAGCUUUAAAAUCCGGCAAAAAAAUGUUAGGAAAUAAUUGGACUUAUCAGCAAGAUGGUGCAACACCUCACACACAUCGUCUUAGCCAAAAAUGGUGUGCUGAUCAUUUUCCUGAAUUCAUUCCCAAGAUCCGUUGGUCAUCAAAUUCACCUGAUUUAUGUCCAUUUGACUACAGCUUAUGA